ACAAUCCCCCCCAAGCCAUUAUCAUCCAAGAUUCAAAUUACGCAUAAUAUGCCUAAUGGGUAUAAACAUUUUUGCUAUGGAGGUAUAGAACAACCAGAUAACCAAACUGACGACACAAUGUUCUACUGCUGUGGUCUUCAAAAAACUGUGGUUGAGGCUUCCCCUUUCUAGUCUUAAAAAAAGAAAGCAGCAUCUGCAGUUUAUCACACAAGUGUUGGUCUGCAUGAUAUAACCAGUGGCUCCGGAGGAGAAUGAAUAUAAUUUUGUGCAAAUUGUAAAGGGAAGCAGAGAAAACAAUUUAUAAUUUUGCAAUUAACCCUAUAGAACAGAACAUUCCUGAGAUUGUGGAACAGCAAAUCUGAUGGUUUCCAGAAAGAAAAACAAUCUAACAGCCUAAACUGAUUACGGACGUAAUGGCAGAGCACAAUUUCAACAAUAUCUCCCGUAUUAUCUACACUAAUGCUGAAAUACAAAAACAAGACCAUCUAACUAGAAAGUGUGGCAAUUUCAGUUUGAAUGAUGGCAGUCUCCGGGUCCCGUUGGCAGUCUUCUACUUGCUCAUCUUCCUGUUUGGCUUAGUUGGCAACCUGCUAGCCCUCUGGGUGUUCCUGCGACUAUACUCCAAGAAGAAUUCAGUACGCGUUUUCCUCAUUAACCUGGCUUUGGCGGAUUUGGUCCUCAUGAUCUGCCUGCCCUUCCGUGUGGCUUACCAUGCCAACCAUGACUCCUGGAGCUUACAUCCUGUGCUCUGCAGGGUAGUGGGCAAUGUUUUCUACAUGAACAUGUAUUUAAGCAUUUUUCUGCUGGGGUUUAUUAGUAUAGAUCGCUAUGUGAAGCUGCAGGGGGUCUAUGGCAGGCGGAGGUUCCUCAGCAGUAAGCAAAGCGUUCUCACAUGUUGUCUCCUCUGGGUAGUGGCUACUGUCAGCAUAAUACCUAUGAUUGCCACGGGUGGAGAUCGCACAACAUCUAAUAUGUGUUUCCAGUACAAACACCUGCUCAAUGCCAAAUGGAAGGCCUACAUAAAUAUCGUUGUUGUGAUUCUUUUCUGGGUGGUCUAUGGCAUUCUGGUAACCUCUUAUGGGAAGAUAGCAAUGGGGCUGCUUCAGGUCUCUGAGGAGAGGCCAGACUUUCCAAAUGCGGCGAAGUAUGGCAGAACCGCUCGGAAGUCCUUCUUUGUCCUCUUUCUCUUCACCUUGUGCUUUGUACCCUAUCACUUGGUGAGGAUCUUCUACAUCUACUCACAGAUCACAGACGUUUCUUGUGAGUGGAUUCAGUUAGUGGACAAGAUCAACGAGUUAUCUCUGCUACUGUCUGCAUUUAACAGCUGCCUGGAUCCAGUCAUGUACUUUGUGCUGUGUGGCUCAGUGCGCAAAGCGGUACUGCGAGUGCUGUGCAAAAACUCCUGCCUGAAGACUUCUGGUGGCUACAGCAGCUCCAGCUAUGAAAAGGGAAGAAACCAAAGGGAACCGCCUAUACAAAGCGACACCAGCACGCUGUAAAGAAAGACUGACAUUCAUAUCAAUCAUCCAAACACAUGACUGACCUGGACAAUGGCUAUUCCACUCUAGUUCUUUUAUUAACCAGUAGCUCUGAAAUGUGUUAUUGUUAUACUAAAUGAGCAUUAUCUUUCAAAGUACAUGAAAAAUUGCAAAAGAAGAAUGUGUACGACUGACCACACAAACAAUAUUUCCAAUAUUUGUUUUAAUUGGUUUCGUGGAUCGUCCCUGAUUUUACAACCCUGUGUUUCUCUCUGACUGAAGUUAGAAGAAAAAAACAGCCAACCAACUAACUUUACUAUUUUGAACUGAAACAUUCAAACAACAUCUUUGAAGAAAAUUGCUCCCCCGCCCCAGUACAAUUCAUUAUGACCAAACACAGCAGCUGAAAAUAGAACAUAAAUAAGGGUUACAAAUAGGGCACCAUACACUGACAGAAUAAUACCAUUGUGGAGGACAUAAACACUACAGAGUUUAGUGUUAUAAAAGCAACAUGUGAACUAAUCAGAGGAUGAGCUCAGAGAUGUAUCAGCCUUGUUCUUCUCAUAAAAUAUCCGUGCAUAAGCCAAUAAACUGAACGCAAAUGCUGCAUCAGAAGGCAAGAGGAAACCAGCAGGAGAACAAAGCCAGUACUGUAGAUCAGCACUUUGUUAAGCAACAAACUGCACUAGAAUCAACCGGAUAGUCUGCAAUAAAAGGUAUGAUACUAUUCAUCACUAUUGUUUACUGUAUAUAAUUAUAAGACGAAGCAACAAACUAAACAAAUCUUUAGAAACACUACUGUAAUGAUCUUAAUCUUUAUGUGAUUACGAUGUGUGAUGAAACACACUUCUAUUCAGGUUGUAUAUAGGUUCCGACUAGCACUAAUUUAUUUACUAACCUGUCUAAAUUGGUAUUUUAUUAGAUCUGUGUUUUAUUAUUAUAACACUGCCACACUGCUGUAACCCUGCAAUUCUAAAACCCUAAGCAUCUACGUUUUUACGUACUUGCUGUAUUCUAAUACACCCGAUUCAAAUCAUCAGGUAAUUAUCAGGGCUUUACAAGCAGAGUGUGUUAGAACAUAGGAAUCGCAAACGUCUACUGCAUGGAGCUUCAUAAUUUACAAAUAUGUCUAAAGUCAAUAGAGUCAAUCAUUGAGCAAGUGAAAUGUCAUGGUGGUUAUUUAUAUUUAUUUCACAUUUAUUCAUUUAACAGGCGCUUUUAUCCAAAGCGACUUACAAAUGAGGAAAUACAAGAAAAGCGAUAUAUCACGUGGAGAACAAUACAAGUAGUGCUACAAUACAAGAUUUUUUUUAUUGAGUUCUAGAGAAGCAAAGCGCGCAGAGUAGAGCAGAAUAUUUUUUUAUUAUUAUUUUUUAAAUAUAUUGUGGGGGGGGGGGGGUCGGCAAGUUAGGGGUUAGUUAAGCGUUCAUGGAAGAGGUGGGUCUUUAGCUGUUUUUUGAAGAUAGUGACAGAUUCUGCUGUCGGGAUUGAGGUUGGGAAUUGUAGCCAAGAAUUCAUACAUCAAGGUCAUUAAUGGUAUUUCUCAAGAUUGUGGCCACAAAGUACUUAAGCCAUGGCUAACUAUUUUAUUUAAAAAUGAGUGAAAUCUAUAGAAUUAGACCAUUAAGGCCACAGGAACCUAAACAUGGAUAUGAUUGAUAAUAUUAUACUUCAAGCUUGAAAUGAUGUAUAAAUAUAUACUGGAGUCACUGACAUUGCUCUUUUACAUAGAGUAUCUAUGAAGCUAAUUUGCAUGAAUAGAAAUGUGGGACAGGAAAUUCACCAUGUCACCUCUUUUUUCACUUCCUCCCCUCUACUCUGUAAAAGCAGUUUCCUGGUGCCUGAAGACUACCACUUCACUGUUCUGCCUUGGCGUUAUCUCCUUCUGGCUAUCCUGGGCUUCCUGACCAAUAGAUUGGCUGCACUGGACCACUGGAGGACUAAGAAGACACCCACAGUCAUCUUCACUUCAGACAUAGUGGUCUCAGACCUGAUGCUUUGCUGCAGCUUUCCCUUUAGAAUAUGGCUUCCUCCUAUAUACAUAGUUCCCGGUGGAAGGCUGGCACUGUGGUCUGCUCAGUUUUUUAUGGUCUCAUGUUUCUACAUCAACAUGAGUUUCUUUGCUGUGGACCAGCAUCAACAGCUGUGUUACAGAAGUAUGGCUACACUGCAGGCUGUUCCUAGUCUUCAAGUGUCCACGUCUCUGUUGGCUCCCCUGCCUUGGCACCUGGAUAGUGGGAAUCACCUUUGUCAUUGGCUCUAUGGCACAUAGAGCAGGCCUGAAAUCCACAGAACAAGAACUGAAUAACCAGACCAACAACUCCAUGUAAAAUCUUAGAAAGGAGUCUCGUUUAUAUAUUACCUAAGAGACCACGUUUCAGACCAAAAACACAAUGAAGGUUGCUGGGUUUUGCUGCAAAAAUAAGAAGCAAGUGCGACAGUUAAAGUCUCCAGAAGAACCGUGGCUGGUUCAGCAAGAUACUCAAUAAAACUUACAGCUCAUUUCCUUAUAAAACUGUACAAAUUGUACCCGAGACUACUAAUACAUUUUUUUUUAAAGCAAAUGGUCGACACACUAAAUAUCGACUUUCAUUUAUUUCCAUUUACUACUCUUUAUAGUAUUUUUUUUUUAAAUGUAGAAACAUUUAAUUUCAUUAUGUUUGAAGGCAUCUGCACAGCAUGUCUUUGCAUGUGCCUAAGACUAUUGCACAGUACUGGGGAUAUUUAGCAUGGCUCCUACUUUCUUCAGCAACAAAGUGCAUAAUAUGGCACCAAAGAAGGAGUGUACAUUUUAUUGAGAAUAUAUACAGAAUCGAUUUC
Molecule: messenger RNA, 4298 nt
Organism: Ictalurus furcatus (blue catfish)
Lineage: Eukaryota; Metazoa; Chordata; Actinopteri; Siluriformes; Ictaluridae
Gene: gpr34b
Product: G protein-coupled receptor 34b
Exons: 2
Coding region: 414-1499 (361 amino acids)
Biological process (GO): G protein-coupled receptor signaling pathway
Cellular component (GO): membrane
Molecular function (GO): G protein-coupled purinergic nucleotide receptor activity
Source: RefSeq, a predicted model, not a curated record